Molecule: messenger RNA, 5868 nt
Organism: Colletes gigas
Lineage: Eukaryota; Metazoa; Arthropoda; Insecta; Hymenoptera; Colletidae
Gene: Pka-C1
Product: cAMP-dependent protein kinase catalytic subunit 1
Exons: 1
Coding region: 1116-2177 (353 amino acids)
Biological process (GO): peptidyl-serine phosphorylation
Cellular component (GO): cAMP-dependent protein kinase complex; nucleus
Molecular function (GO): cAMP-dependent protein kinase activity; ATP binding
Source: RefSeq, a predicted model, not a curated record
CGAAGCGGUACUUGGUCAUUUUCGCAUCCGUGCGAAAUCCCGAACGAACAAGCGGAGAGAGCCGCGUCGCCAUCUUUAGGAACGGUACCGAUUACCUCCGCUAUCGCCGCCUGUUUCGUUUUACUUUGCGCAAAGUAAAUCCGCGAGUAUAACAAAACAAUUGGUGUAUUUAGUGCAAUAACGCGUACUGUAUAUUCAAUCGCGGGGAUACGCGACACAUAACCGUUUGUGAUGUUCGUUUAAUAAGCCGAGUAAAAAGUUUCCGUGUGUGUGUGUGCCGUGUAAGUUGAGCAGACGACGUUUCGUAAGCGUUCGAGGGUUGAGAACGAUCAAAAUCAACGUCGUUCUCUCGAUUCGUUCGACCCUCGUUCGAACAAUCGUCACCGAUUCUGCCGCUUGGUACGUUUAGCCCGUGAAUCAACCAGUGUGCAGUGUUUUGAUUUGCCGAACGAAGCGAGCGAGGCACGUCGAUGGUAGUCGUCGCAGACGUACACGAAUCAAGAGAGGAGUAAAAAUAAAGGGGGAGUAAGGGAUAGAUCGAGACGGCUGUAGAGAACGACAGCAACAUCGGGCUAGUACAAUUGACAGGAAAGAUGGCGCUAGGUACGGACGAGGAUUAAUGCUGACCCAUUUUUCCGCGCGAAAUCGCUCGGUCUCGCUUUGUCGUGCGAUCAAGGGACCAGUAAAAUUGGAAUCGAGUGCUAGGAGUCGGUUCCUAUUGUGAAUUCGAACCGAUAAAAAGUAAAAACGAAAGGGAUAAGUCGUUUGUCGGUAGAAGUGUAUUCACCGUGCGGUUCGCGCGUGUGCCCUGUUACUGCGUAAGUGUGAGUGGCCUUUUCGAGGUGUGUGGGUCUGGUUAGGGUCAGCAUCGUACCGACAGGUUUCGACGAGAACAGAGGGAACGGUUGAAAGGGAACGCGUACGAAAGACGGCGCAGGUGGUACCGGGCAAAAGUAACGUAGAAGAUAGCAAAAUUUUUGAAGGGGCCAGGGUUUGGCGGAGCCUUGGUAGGCUCGGCUGCUGGAGAGGAUCAACCAAGACGAAGACGCUGUCUUCGCGAACCUUUGGAGCUGCGUAGAGCCCUGGCCGGCUCGGGUAUCAGCGCGGCUGCUAAGAUGGGCAACAAUGCCACGUCCUCGAACAAAAAGGUUGACGCUGCCGAGAGCGUCAAGGAGUUCCUCGACAAGGCAAAGAAGGAGUUCGAGGACAAGUGGCAGAAGAACCCGACGAACACCGCUGCCCUCGAUGACUUCGAGCGUAUCAAGACUCUCGGUACCGGCUCGUUCGGACGUGUUAUGAUAGUGCAACAUAAACCGAGCAAAGAGUAUUACGCCAUGAAGAUACUCGACAAGCAAAAGGUCGUGAAACUGAAGCAAGUCGAGCACACGCUGAACGAAAAGAGGAUACUGCAAGCGAUCAGUUUCCCGUUUCUGGUAUCGCUGCGGUUUCAUUUCAAGGAUAAUUCGUAUCUGUACAUGGUCCUGGAAUAUGUGCCGGGUGGCGAGAUGUUCAGCCAUCUGCGGAAGGUCGGCCGUUUCUCGGAACCGCAUUCGCGCUUUUACGCGGCACAAAUCGUACUAGCGUUCGAGUAUCUUCAUUAUCUAAAUUUGAUCUACAGGGACCUGAAGCCGGAGAAUCUGCUGAUCGAUUCUCAGGGCUACCUGAAAGUCACGGAUUUCGGUUUCGCGAAAAAGGUACAGGGCAGAACAUGGACCUUGUGCGGCACGCCGGAAUACCUAGCCCCUGAAAUAAUCCUGAGCAAAGGUUACAACAAGGCCGUGGAUUGGUGGGCGCUCGGUGUCCUUGUUUACGAGAUGGCCGCCGGUUAUCCACCCUUUUUCGCCGAUCAGCCGAUCCUGAUCUACGAGAAGAUCGUCGCCGGGAAGACGCGAUUUCCCUCGCAUUUCGGUUCCGAUCUGAAGGACUUGCUACGUAACUUGCUGCAAGUCGAUCUCACGAAAAGGUACGGGAACCUGAAGGCUGGCGUGAACGACAUCAAGGGUCACAAGUGGUUCGCCAGUACCGAUUGGAUAGCAGUCUUCCAAAAGAAAAUAGAGGCGCCGUUCAUACCCAAGUGCAAAGGCCCCGGGGACACGAGCAACUUCGACGACUACGAGGAGGAGACGCUCAGGAUUUCGCUGACGGAGAAGUGCGCCAAGGAGUUCGCUGAAUUCUGAAUUCUUGUAUGGAUAGAAGAUGGAUACACGUGUCGCGUAUUUAUUCAUACGCGAUGGUUCGUCGCUCGUUGGUCGCUUUUUGGGCGAGAGAAAGAGAUAGAUGAAGAAGUAAGAUGGAAUAUUGAGAGAGAAAGAGAGAGUGCGAGGGGAGGAGGGCAGGAGCGAAAGUGCAAGGGAAGAUCGCGUGCAUGGAAACGGGAAAGAGAGAAAGAAUACGGGUACGAGUGAGCGCGAGUGUAUGAUUGCGUGCGUGUACGAGGAAGCUCGGAGGCGAACUUAGGCGAAAAUGAUACCAUUAAAAGAUUUCGGUGGGACGGGUGGGGGGUGGAAGUGCAACAGAGAUGGCAAAUUUUGCGCUUUGUUAUUUUCACGAAACGAUAGUAAAACGACGUUUGUCGAGCGUAUAUAGAAAGAAAAGAAAACGAGACAGCGAAAGGGACAAACAAGUAUAAUAUAUAUAUCAAUGAAAACUACAUUUCGGUUGUUGCGUACACGCCAUCGCCAUUCGCUACUUUUUACAUCAGAUAAUCUUUCUCCCCCCUCCAGUCAACGAUGAAUAUAUAUACAUAUACGUACAUGCGUGUGUACCCUAAAGGUGGCUUUACUGUCCGGUUUAAGGAGGAGGCGUGUGUAAAGUUUUACUCUCGAUAUUUAUUAAUCGAUAUCGGAAACGUCACUUAGCCCGGAAUUAUAUUUUGUACAUAAUAGUGUCACUGUCUUAAUGAAUGUUCCCCGAGGCCCCCUUUACACCACGCCCCUCUUCUUCAUCGUCCUGCCUCUUUUAGCACAUACGUUUACAAGACUUGAGAGUAGUCAUAAUUCACCAACAAUCAAUUGUCAUGUCGUGCAUUGUUGUCUAUUUGUCUACAAAGAAUUCUUCUUCGUCGUUGAGAAAAUUUUGUCACGAUACGAUCCCAUAUUCAUAUCGCUAGUCGUUGAACGAUGAUUAUUCCGUUGGAGUAAUGUUUAUAUACGACUCGUUUUUUUUCAUCGAUUGCCCGCUUUGGACAACAUCGGAGGGGAAAUAGCGAAAGAGGGAAAGAGAGAGAGAGAGAGAGACGUUUAUUAUAGUAUAUUGUGAAUCUUAUAACAAAAAAUACUCGUUAUAUACCGGCUACAGAUGCUCGUUGUUGAAUUAUUGUACCUAGCGUGAAUGAGAUGAGCAGAGAAACAGAAAGGGAGAACAAAACAAGAGCGAAUGGGAGGGAGGGAAAGAUAGAGAGAGAGUGUGUGUAUGCGUGUGGGACGGGGACAAAAGAGUAUUUAUGAAAUUGGGCGGCAGGGUGGGGGAGGGGGGAUACGAGCAAAUGAGGAUUCAUUUUUGGAAUGUUUUUAAUAGAGGACCACCGGCGUUCGUACAUAGAUACAUUGUAAGAGUAAUUCAUAUGUCGCCUUAAGUUGCUGUACGCAAAUGAAGCAACGUUAUCUUUUAUAUAGAGCUGCACUUUUAGUACGGAAUGUAAACAUACGGACAAUCCUGAUCGCGCGAACGAACAAAAGGAGAAGAAACAAUUGAACGAACGCGUACCGUGAGAAUGAAAUAUAUUUCGUCGGAUAAUAGAGGCACCGGGAUUUUAUCAGCGACAGCGAAUAUUGCCGAAAGACGCGUUUGUUGAUUUUUUAGAUUACUUUCUUUCGCGGUAAAUUACGACCAUUAACGAAUAACGUGAGAUUAAGGAAACACCAAUAACGGGAGAACGAUUUUACGAUUUUACGACGAUACAGGGACGUAUACAGAGCAAACAUAUUAACUUUCUACGAAUAGCUCGUUGGCAUAAUCGUGGUGGGUGUUUAAUUAUUAUCUGAUAGAAAUAUUGUGCGGUUAAACGCCGCGCACAGGGUCAUUGCGAGCAUAGAGAUACGUAUCGAUUCGAUUUGGUGGUUUGGUCAAGAUGUUGGUCGAUGGGAGAGGAUAAAUCUAUGGUCUGUGGUAAUAUCAGUCAACUACGUACUGUGGUUUCCACUUUCGUUCAACUUUGUCCUCUUUACGAGCGAGACGAAACUUUACGAUCGAAAUUGCAGCUGAAAAGAGAAGGAUAGAAACGAUAGAGGGAGAAAAAGGAGAACGUAGCGGGAAAUAGAAGCCGAGUUCUAUCGAUAGGCACACUUUUCCGCGUACCAUGCGUGCGUCCCUAUCUAUACAAGGUGUCCCGUAAUUCCUGAUAAGAUCAAAGUGGGGGUUAUUGUAUUCACAAAUCAUUCCGAAGCUAGUCAAACUCGAACAAUCGUCUCUUAUAGUUGCUGAUCUUCCGUCGAUUCUCUUCUCAAUUUAUAUUAGUACCAAAGAUAUCGUUUUUUUUGAGGAAUUAGAAUUCUAUUCAUAGAAGCUUCGCAUUAUCGUUGCGAUUCGAUCUGCUAAAUUUAACUAGCGUUACUUUAUAUACAGAGAUUCGUGUAAAAACGCGAUUGGAUCUUCUGCCAGCUCCCAUAGAUUCGAACUAACCAGCUUGUAUCGAUGGUCACUUUCCGUCUUACGUUCUCGGAUUGGAAUUAAUUAUUCAUUGAACAUAGAUCAAAUGCAAUUCUGCUCAUGAAAAGCGGUCAAUUGCGUUAGUUUAUUGUUUCAUAUCAUAUAACGCUUCGCCUUCAGCGUCCAUUAAUACCGUUGCACACAGUAGAAUAGUUGUUGCUUCCAUCGCUGUAACGAUCAUACAAAAACGAUAUCACGUUAAUAGAUUUUUAACAAUUAGAUCGAACGCCAGUCUAAGUAUUUCGUUGGGAAUAUUUUUAAAAUUUUUAGAUAAUUUAGUUUUUUUUCUUGGAGAGCAUAGAGCAGGCUUUUACUGUGAUGUCUGGAAUGAAGUAUAUUUUUAACCAUCUAAAAUCCUAUAAAAUAACUCCUUGCAAGUAAUAUGUACGCUAUCGUGAGAAUAACUCGAUAAUAUCGAACAGCAACUAUCUAAUGGGAAACAUAUGGACGUGGAAAUGUUCCUAUCAUCACAGUUUUAUCAACUGCAGAACGCAAUAGCAGUUGAUAUUACCUUUGUCCUUUCUUCUGACGGAAGCUUCUAUCGAAAAUCGAUCAAGCGUUGCGCUUUUAGCUCGCCAAAUCCGCCGGAAGAUUUGUACAAUAAUAAAAAGGCCGCGUAUAUCGUGUAAAAUUUCAACUUUCCUCCGAUCCUCCAUCGAACUUCAUAAACAGAAAAUACCUGAAAGUAGAUUCGCCGAAGUAAAAUUCCACAAAUUUCCUCGGUUUGCAUUCGAUUUGCACCUGGAAUUACACGCGCAACUUUAAUCCUGAUUAAUCCGAGAUUUUUUACAUGAAAUUUCAAGAUUUUAACUCGCGCUGAGAUAUUGGAGGCAAUUAAAAAAAAUGGUAGGAGAGAAACGGGGCGAAUUAGAGUAGUAUGACCGUAACAGUAUUGCAGCGCUACUCCACCGUAGUCGUAAAAGUUACGAUUGGGCAGUUAACGACCAAUUUACUUUGAGACAAGACGAGCAUGUUUGCUCGCCGUGCGCUGGCUAUUAUUCAGGAAUAACUGCGUACAAAGGUUCCCUUAAAAACCGUGCAUUCUGAUAUCAAAGAGCGAAACAAUUGGAAGGAGAUUGCGUACAAUACCAUUAAUAACCGAUACGUUUGAACGAACGUAAACGAUCACGUUUAUCGACAGAUAUCUAUUUUGCAUAUAGCCAUUUCGGGUAGGAAACGCGUAAUCUCCGGUGAUUAGCGUACCAGAGACAUUUGCACGUC